This is a messenger RNA of Aptenodytes forsteri (emperor penguin), 1397 nucleotides long. RefSeq names its product LIM domain only 2 (gene LMO2). Gene Ontology annotation, biological process: positive regulation of transcription by RNA polymerase II. The transcript is spliced from 4 exons. Gene Ontology annotation, cellular component: nucleus. The coding region runs from base 1 to 615 and encodes 204 amino acids. Lineage: Eukaryota; Metazoa; Chordata; Aves; Sphenisciformes; Spheniscidae. The record is from RefSeq and is a predicted model, not a curated record. Gene Ontology annotation, molecular function: DNA-binding transcription factor binding; transcription coactivator activity.
AUGUCCUACUUUCCUUCACCUAAGAUGGUGAAGGUAAGAGGCGGGGGUUUGCCAGGAAAGCGUCUGUCCCAAGUUUCCUACUCAGCAGGUAGUAAAGGAAAUAGGAAAUCAGACGUCAGGAAGGCAGUGAAGAAAUCUCUGAGUCUAAAAGGGAAUCUCCCAAAGCAGCGAUCCUUCCAGGAGCCAGUGGAUGAAGUCCUCCAAAUUCCCCCUUCGCUGCUGACAUGCGGCGGUUGCCAGCAGAACAUCGGGGACCGCUAUUUCCUGAAAGCCAUCGAUCAGUACUGGCACGAAGACUGCCUCAGCUGCGACCUGUGCGGGUGCAGGCUCGGAGAAGUGGGGAGACGGUUGUAUUACAAACUGGGCAGAAAGCUCUGCAGAAGGGACUAUCUCAGGCUCUUUGGCCAAGACGGCCUCUGCGCCUCCUGCGACAAGCGAAUCCGGGCUUACGAGAUGACCAUGCGGGUGAAGGACAAAGUGUAUCACCUUGAAUGCUUCAAAUGUGCUGCCUGCCAGAAACAUUUCUGUGUUGGGGACAGAUACCUCCUCAUCAACUCAGACAUAGUAUGUGAACAGGACAUCUACGAGUGGACUAAGAUAAAUGGAAUGAUCUAGCAAAGACAUGCCUCAUAGUUUAUAAAAGACAUCUCACGGGCGACACCGAUGCAUAGCUGCAGUGAGGAGAUCAUCACUUGAGCUAUGGGCUUUGUCUAAAAUGGGGGGAAAAUACCACGGAGUUGGCCCUUUGCAGGCAGUGCUACGUAGAAUCUAAACUACAUAUAGGUGAAGAAGGGAGACCGAAGCAAUAGUAGAUAGACUGACUUCUGUUAACAAAGGCGUAUGGACAAUAACUGACAUCAGCCGUGUAGGCGAGAGUUGGGGAACAAACAGAAUGCGAUAACAAAUUCUCAUAACUGGAAAAAGAGUAGGGACUUCUGUAAAGAGAUGUUAUGACUUUGUCACCUGCAGACUAGGAUUGUGCAAUUGAAUUUUCUUUUCGUCUUGUUUUAGUUACUGAGUUUAGACGACAGCUCCUAAUGUAGACAUGAGGGAGAAUACUGGAAGAAAAGGGCCAUCACUAACGUGGUCAUUCUAUACGGCCUUACACUUUGGGUAGGAGAGAAAGCGGGAAGCGCGUGGGGUUAUUUUUGCAUGGAUUUUUUUUUCCUUUGAGAAUGAACAGUGCAUCUUCUAGUCCCAAACUCUUUGUUCAAAAAAUCCUGCUGAAUAGUUGUUUUCGGGCACUGCUGUUUCAAGAUGAGAUGUUCCACAGAUCAUUUCUAUACAAAUAUAAAUCUAAAGAGUUGUUCAACUAUUUUAUUAACUUAGAUUAUAUCGUUAAAAUAUUUGUUGUGUGUAGUAAGACUCUGCAGCUUUAAUAAAAAUAACAGAAAAUU